Molecule: messenger RNA, 1557 nt
Organism: Solanum stenotomum
Lineage: Eukaryota; Viridiplantae; Streptophyta; Magnoliopsida; Solanales; Solanaceae
Product: receptor-like protein 33
Exons: 2
Coding region: 1-1557 (518 amino acids)
Molecular function (GO): protein binding
Source: RefSeq, a predicted model, not a curated record
AUGGCAAGGGCAAAUGAACUUGUUCUCAGCAGUAUUCCACGGCACGACACAACCAAGCCAGGGCUUCAAGAAUCCGGGCACGUGAUCACUCUUGAUCUGCAAAAGCAAUUCUUGCAAGGUGAGUUUGGGAUUUCCUUACUUGGUUUGCCACAUUUAAGACACUUGGACAUGAGCCAAAUUGAUUUCCAGGGGGCACAUAUUCCUGAUUUUAUUUCCAGUUUUAAGAACUUGGAGUAUCUCAAUUUGUCUAAAACGAAUUUUAGGGGAGAAAUUCCUGAGAAUCUUGGCAAUCUGUCGCGGUUGCAGUUUCUUGAUCUGAGUGGUUAUUAUUCACUCCGGGUGAAUAACCUUAAGUGGAUUCAGCCUCUCGUCUCUAUGAAGAUUCUUGAUUUGAGUGGUGUUAACCUUAGAAGCACGGAAAACUGGCUACAUGACAUCAAUAUGUUAAGUUCUCUUUCAGAAUUACGUUUGUCUGCUUGUCAGCUUACUACAAUAUUUCCUGAAUUGCUUCCGACUUCUGUGAAUUUCACAUCCCUUCGGAUUCUUGAUCUUUCAUUAAACUAUUUUUAUACUUCGAUUCCUAGCUGGUUGUUCAACACAAGCCACAAUCUUGUUUAUCUGAAUCUCUCAAGGAGCUCGUUUAUGGGCUAUUUACCACCAACCCUGCCAUCAAAGCUGAAAUACUUGGAUAUUUCUGAUAAUCAUAUGGAAGGUCCUUUAGCAAGAAGCAUCACACAACUUAAGCAAUUAGUUGUCCUCAAUGUUGCUCGGAACUCUUUCAAUAACUCAAUUACAGAACAUUUCUUGAAUUUCACUGACUUGAGAAUGUUAGACUUGUCAUCCAACUCAUUUAUCUUCAAUGUAAGCGCAACUUGGAUGCCUCGUUUUCAACUUAACUUUAUAAGCCUGCAGUCUUGCGGACUUGGUGCACAAUUUCCUCAGUGGAUUCAGACACCAAAAGAGUUGUCAUUUAUUGAUAUCUCUCGUGCUAAUAUCUCAGGAGAAGUGCCUGAUUGGUUCUGGAAUUUUUCUGCCAAGGUUUAUCACAUAGACCUUUCGCAAAACUAUUUCCUAGGAGAAGUCCCUGAAUUUACAGAGAGAGUUCAUCUUACACAAUUGGACCUGAGUGAUAACAAUUUUCAUGGUCCUUUGCCUCAUUUUUCACCCAAUAUGUUGACUCUGAUUUUGGCAAGAAACUCCUUUAACAGAACUAUCGCCCCUGUAUGUGAAUCGCUUGUCAUGAAUAACUCUCUGAGUCUUUUAGACCUAUCCUCAAAUUCUCUAUCAGGACAACUUUUAGACUGUUGGAGAUAUGGGAAGAAUUUGCAAGGAUUGAAUUUAGCCUAUAAUGAUCUAUCAGGGGAGAUACCUCAUUCCAUCGGAGAUCUUGCUAAUCUAUUCUUUCUGCAAUUGCAAAACUACAGUUUCUCCAAAAAUCUGCCUUCAUCAUUGAAGAACGUAAGUGGUCUAAAAAUUCUUGACGUUUCUGAAAAUAAUUUUAUCUGGAAAGGUAUCAAAUUGGUUAGGAGAGAGUUUAAGUACUCUAGAGGUUCUUAA